This is a messenger RNA of Durio zibethinus, 3037 nucleotides long. Its product is annotated as endoribonuclease YBEY, chloroplastic-like. Gene Ontology annotation, molecular function: metalloendopeptidase activity. Lineage: Eukaryota; Viridiplantae; Streptophyta; Magnoliopsida; Malvales; Malvaceae. Gene Ontology annotation, biological process: rRNA processing. The record is from RefSeq and is a predicted model, not a curated record.
AACUUUAAGCUAGACGUCAAGUUGCCCAAUAUCUUCACCCCCCCCACCCUUCUUUUUUUUUUAAGCAUUGAGAGAACUCAACUGUCGACGGUCAAUUCUCUGGGAUUAAACCAUUAAACAAACCUAAACAAGAGCAGAUCCUAAUCACCUUUCGAUAUUUCGUUUCGGGUUUUAACCAUUGCGGUUAACGUCUCAACGGCCUCACACUGUUCGCUAACACGAGAAAGAAGAAUCUAUAUGCUCCCUCGCCUCUCUUUUCUCCUCCGUUCUCUCCACCCUCCUUCCUCCAUCGCAAUGGCGUCUGCUAUUUCACGCGCCUCCAUCACUUUCUCUCUCGAAAGCUCUCCAAUCACCUUCUCCAUCUGCCGCUCUUCUUCCAAUCUAUCUCUCAUUCGCUACACGGCUCCUUUCGAUGUCCCUUCCUCAUCGAAAUCUUCCCUCUUUGGUAGGAGAUUUCACGCUUUGUGCCGGGAAGGUAGGAGACUAUCGAGGCUAACGCGAAUCAUUUCGGCCUCGAAUAGAGAGUAUCGGAAGGUGAGAAGACGGCCAGCGAAGAGUAAAGAGAAGCAGUUGGAGCUCAGUGUCAGUAUUUGCAUUGAAGAAGAGUUACCUGAUGAUCAUGAAAUUUUGAGCAUUGCGGAGUUACUUCGUCUUAAUGUGCCAAUAGCGAUGAAGUUAGCUUUUGACCGUUUAAAGGGCUCAAAUUAUAAAACAAGAGAUACUGUUAUUCAAGAUGUUGGUGGUUUCGAAAGCGUAGAGUUGUCUGUACUCCUUUGUAACGAUGACUUCAUUCGGAAACUAAACAAGGAAUGGAGGGACGAAGACCAUGCUACCGAUGUCCUGUCCAUGUCAGAACAUGUUCCUGAACUUAAGCUUCCUAUUCUUAUGUUGGGUGAUAUUGUUAUUUCUGUUGAGACUGCUGCAAGGCAAGCCAAAGAACGAGGGCACACACUUAUUGAUGAAAUACGCAUCCUUAUGUUUCAUGGGUUGCUGCAUCUAUUGGGUUUUGACCAUGAGAUCAGUGAAGAUGCUGAAGAAGAAAUGGAGAAGGAGGAGGAAUUUCUUUUGAAGAGUCUUGGAUGGAAGGGAAAAGGACUAAUACAGAGUGCAUACGAUGCUGAAACUAAUGCAAAUCUUCCUAUGGAAAAUUCAAAUGAUAAUAUGUCAAAAGAUAGGAAGAAAGAAGGUAGUCUUCGAUUCUACAAACCAAAGUUCAAGUACAUCUUCUGUGAUAUGGAUGGUACACUGCUGAACAGCAAAAGCCAAGUUUCAUUGACUAAUGCAAGAGCUUUGAAAGAGGCAUCAUCAAGAGGUGUAAAAAUUGUGAUAGCCACAGGAAAAGCACGUCCUGCUGCAAUAAGUGUUCUGCAGAUGGUUGAUUUAGCUGGCAAAGAAGGCAUCAUCUCAGAGCACUCUCCUGGGGUUUUCUUACAGGGAUUACUUGUUUAUGGUAUAAAUGGACGAGAAGUUUUUAAAGGGAAUUUAGAUCCAAAUGUUUGCAGAGAGGCAGGCCGUUACUCUUUGGAGCAUGAGGUUCCUCUUAUUGCAUUUUGCGAGGAUCGCUGUUUAACCCUAUUUGAUCACCCUCUUGUUGACACACUGCAUACUGUAUAUCAUGAGCCAAAGGCAGAGAUCAUGCCUUCAAUUGAGCAUCUGGUGGCUGCUGCUGACACACAGAAGCUGAUCUUUUUUGACACUGCUGAGGGAAUAGCAACUAAUUUGCGUCCAUACUGGUCAGAAGCAACAAGAGAUCGUGCUAAUGUUAUCCAAGCUGUACCAGACAUGCUUGAAAUCAUUCCCUUGGGGACUUCAAAGGGGAGAGGAGUAAAAAUGCUACUUGAUCAUUGGGGUGUCAAUGCAAAUGAGAUAAUGGCCAUUGGUGAUGGGGAAAAUGACGUUGAAAUGCUUCAGUUAGCAUCUCUAGGAAUUGCUCUCAGUAAUGGAUCGGAGAAAACAAAAGCUGUGGCUGAUGUAAUUGGUGCUAGCAAUGAUGAAGAUGGUGUAGCUGAUGCUAUCUUCCGAUAUGCAUUCUGAAGACCAACUUCACGCUUAAGACACAGCACAAUAGCUCUGAUGGGAUGCAGCCUGCAAAUUUUUGACACUUAUUUCUGCUCUUCAUAUGGAAAAGUUAGGUCGACGUGACAUAACUAGUGAUGAAUUUGUCCUCUUUGCCCAUUUAUUCAUUUUAGGUCAAAAUAUGCCAAAGGUCCAUGUACUAAUCGAUUUUUAGGAAUUUAAUCUCUUUAAUACUAUUUAAAGGAACUAAUCAUUGUAGUAUUAUUUUUAAGGAUUUUAGUUCAAUAGUUAAUAGUGUUAAAUUUUAUUCGUUAAAUGGCUGACGUAGCUAUUAACGUGAUUUUCUUUUCUGUUCUUAACUUUGUUAAUGUUGACGUGUAUUAUAAAUUCUGGCCAUGUGGACUACCAAAAAUUCAUGUCGACCAUUAUUUAAACUUAAUAAUAUAUUAAUAUCAUUAACAAAAAAAAAUAAAUUGUGACAAAAAAAAAGAGAAACAGAAAAUUGUGAAACCAUAAAACUGAAAAGAACUUAAAAUCCUUAAUUCUCAAAUCCUUUGUUUCUCGUUUGUUCUAAAAGAUCAUGAACUCAAAUUGAAAUCUUGGAAUAGAAAAGUUGAAGGAAUUGAUUAAAAGUGAAAAGGGGUUCAAUUUUGAUGAAUCAAUAAACUUUAUAAGAAGAAAUGUUCAAUUUCUCUAAUUCGGAUUGGAAACAAGAACAAGUGUGAGCGAUGAAUCGUUUUUCUCAUUGGUUUAUUAGUAAAACUUUGUUGCACUUUGAUUGCAAUCUGUUAGUUUUUUCUUAUUGAUAUUUUUAUAGAAUUGAAAAAAUGGAUUAUUUGAAAACCCUAAACCCUAAUUGCUACAUUGAAAAGAUUGGGUUGACAGGUUUAUAUUCUUUAUUAGAAUUGUUUUUUAAAGAUUAGGUUUGCAAUGUUACAUUGAUUGUGGUCAUAUGCAAUGAUUUCCCAUUAGAUAUAGUGAUUUCUUAUUAGCAUUUUGAUUGGGUUGAGCUUAUUUGAAG